UCUUUGGUCCGAAGCCCCCCUUCUCGCCGAGAGAGGGAGAGCUCAAAAGGCUUCCAUUGCCUCCUUCCUCUACUCCCAACCCUAACCCUAGCUUGGAUUCGAGAGAUUUAAACCAUAACCCUUGUUUCAUGGGGAAUCUGGAUCUCCACUCGUGGAACUCGUAGGAAAUCCGAGUAAGCUAGCUGAAACCCCACCAUCUCCCGCGCCGGAUCGGCAGUUCCCGUAUCGGGGCAAUUCUUAUCUAAGGUUCAGGUUCUUUGUUUUCUGGAUUGGUGUUGGGUGUCGAUUUGCUUCGCUCCGUGGGACUACUUGUGUGUGGUGAUUGGGAAUUCCAUGGUUUUGCUGUUGUUUUUGUGUGAAUUGCGCGAAGGAAGCGCGGGCAGUGUGUUCAUUCCGGCAUUUUGGAGCUGGUUUAAUGGCAAGGUUUGGUUUCUGGACGGGGAUGUGUGUUACGUGGGGAGGUGCAGUUUUAGGGUUUGGGUGCUUCUUUUUUGCGUGCGUGCUGUGUGGAACUUGUUAGUUGAUAGAGAAAUGAUCACCUUUCGUUUCUUUGAUGCUCGGGUGCUUUCUUAAGCUUUCCAGUUUAUGAGAAUCGAGUUUCUUUUUAUUUCAUGCAUUUUCAACUGAAUUGGAAGCUGUUUCUUUUUUUAGAGCUAGAUUUUCUAAUGUAUGGAUGCAUUGCUGCCACAAAAUUUCAAAUUUAUUUACCAUAUAUUGCAUCUCCUUUCGGUCCUCCUGGAUGAACGAUGGUUCAUAGUUUUUUAACAUGAGAUCGUAAUUUGUUUCGGUGGAGCAUGAUUCUUUUUGAGGUGAAGUAUUGUUAUUGUUUGUGAAAUCAGUUGGUAUAGUUGAAGAACGUACCUCUUAACAGUUAAAGAUGUGGUACAGGGUUUCUUUUCUGGAGCGUUAUCUAUUGGACAUGAUCUACUAUUUUCAUGAUUUCAAGCUUUUCAUCUUUCUCUGUCUAUCCACAGAGUUCUCUUACUCUUCAGCUAUAAAUUUAUGAUGAAUGCCUCAACUUUCCUGCAUGCCGCAAUGUUUCAUUGCAGGCCCACUUCCUGAUGGAUUAGAGACCAAAUAAUUUGAUGCUCUCUAACAAAAUUUCAGAGGUGGUUCACCUGACAACUGAGCUGUCUUAGUGAGAUAUUAUAGCCUUCUUGUUUGAUGGUCGUUCCCUUUGCUUUAUAUCAUAAAAAUUUCUGAUCUAUGGUUGCCAUCACCUGCUUUUACAUGUUGCUUGCAUUUGGCUUUGAUAAUGCAAACGAAGUAAAAAAAUGCACUGGUUCAUGUCACUUAUUUUUUUGUUUAAAAAAAGUCCUUCUAAAUAUUCUGUGGACUGCCCAUCGGCGUGUAAUAUGACAUAUUUUAAAGAGUUUAUGUUACAAAGAAAGUGUUCCAUCGACCUUUCCCUGAUAUGCCACUGCUCCAUUUCCAUAUCACCACCUGUUAAUCAACAUUGUCAUCCCUUUUGAUUAAAUUAUCGUUGAAAAUGUUUGCCAUAUGUUACACAACUGUUUUCUGCAGUUCAUUUUUCUUAUAAGGCUAGCCAUCAAACUUCCUUUCUGAAUUUCAUAUGUCAGAUUCAUAUUCCAAGUCUAAUUCUGUCAUCAAGUAGAGUUUAAUUGGGAAUUCGAAAGGGUGAUGGUUGAAACCAGGCCACAUUGUGUUGUAUGGUUUAUGUAUGUCUUCCUAAGCCAAUCGAUCCCCGCCGCCCCCACCCCCCAUCUCUCUCUCUCUCUCUCUCUCUCUCUCUCUCUCUCUCUCUCUCUCAUUCGCUUGACUUGCUUGACUUGCAUGCCUUUCGUGAUAAGAUCUUCAAUCAUUUUUCUUCUUCUAGGCCAUAAUUGUCUAUGGCUUGAACCAAAAGGAAUGGAAGUUCUUAGUGCCUAGCAUGAGUUCUUGACGGAAAAUGUCUGCAAGAAUGGAACCAGGUACUUCUCCAAGGACUAAGCGGCUAUUGAAAUCUGCUUAUUUCUUUCCAUCUGGGUAGAUUGCCCUUACUGUUUCUCGGCAAUACUAAAGCACUAGCCCUGGUUACUGCAAGUCACCUCGUCUAUGCCUGGGAAUGAAGUUGCUGAGAGGAUCCAUAGCUUUGUGAGCAGGACAGCUUCUCCCAAAUUCUUCCAUCUCAAGUGCAAGAUGAAAGUUGGUCAGUUUUAAACAACAAUUUGCAGAUUCUGAGCAAGGAAAUGUUAGGCAGUCUUCAGAAGUGCCUCUUGGCACAAAUUUGACACAGUCAACCCUAAACCCAGAAUUUGCUAAUAACCGGUCUAGAAACCAGCAAUUGAACUUGAAUGGAUUUAUUCAUGGUUCUCAUGGUCUUCCCACAAGUUCCAAUCAAGGAAAGGCUCCUGAAUAUGGUUCCAGCCUUAAAUGAAGUUCCGAGAGGUCAGAUGCAUUCGAAACUCCUGCGAAUUUUGUCUUUCUUGGUGGUCAACAACAGCUCAUGAUGAGCCAACACCCAGGACUAUCACAUUGUUUCUCUAGGCAGCAGCAAGGGUUUAAUGAUAUGCAGUUAUGGCAACAAAACUUGAUAUACAAACAGAUACAAGAGAUUCAAAGGCAGCAGCAACUCCAGCAAUUGGACGAGGGGGGAAGGCCACAGAACUUACAUACUCAGCUAUCUGAAGUUGCAAGACAGGCAGCUGUCAAUCAGUUUCCAGGUGUGCUGAAUGGCAUGCCUAUUAGCGAGGCAUCUAAUUACAUGUUGUCAAAUGGGCACGAGGAAGGUGAAUUGAAGACUCUGAGUAGCUCUCAUAUGCUCCUUGCUGGGAGUAUGAACAUGGCACCAUGUAGUGGGUCUCCAAUGCAUGGGCUUAUGUUUUCACAUGACCAAAGCCAAUUAAUGCGACCUUUGGGGUUCGCUCCACAACUUGAUCAAUCUUUGAAUGGGACUCCUGUUUCCCACUGUAGAGACUCUUUGAUUUAUUCCUCCCAGUUCCAAGGAAUGUCUCAUGAUUGCACUGAUGCAAUGACCCCGGCCGGUGGGAACCAGGCAGAGAAGCCAUCAAUGCCAUCAUCUGCAUUAAGUUGUUUUCAAAGUGAUCAUUUUAUGGUUCCCGAGCAGGGCUGCUUACAGGACAGUUUUUUGGUGGAUAAGCAGGGCUUUCAAGGAAAGGUUUCAUUUGCAGUUGCUCCAGUGGAAGGCCUGAAUAGUGGCGCCACAUCAGGUAACUAUCAGCAAGCAGACAACUUCUCAUGUAGUUUGCAGGCUCAAGAUUUUCAUAGUAGGCAAGAAGAUAAUGAUUGGUCAGGGACCUUACAGGAAAAGGCAGUGAUGAAGGUAGAGCCUUCUCAUAUUGGAGCUAGUAUAGAUCAGACGGAAGAGAAACUCCUGUUCGGUGCAGAAGAUGAUGGCAAUUGGGCCGCUUCUUUUGGAAGUAGUAUCACAAACUCAACAGGUUUUCUGCAUGGUAAUCCUUUGGAAAGUAAUGACCAUUUUCAUGCAUUUCCUUCUAUUCAAAAUGGAAGCUGGUGUGCUCUUAUGCAGGAGGCUCUGGAAGCUUCCAGCAGUGACACUGGACUGCAUGAAGAGUGGAGUGGACUGAGUUUCCAGAAAACAGAACUAUCGAGUGGGAACAAGUCCGCUGUAUUAAGUGAUAAUGGGAAACAGCAAAUGAUGUGGGAUGAUAACAAUCUGCAGAGUGCAUCAUCUAUGACUUCAAGACUUUUUCCUUUCUUUAAUGAUGCUGAUGCCAGCUCAAAUUGUCAUACAACCCCUGGUUUUGAGCACCCUAUUAAAUUUGCAUACGAACUGAAUGAGAGUGUAUCAGCUGAUGCUUCCCAUGAGUCCAUUCAACAACCAUCAAAGGAAGCUAGGAACGAGCAUCUAGAUCAGAGUCACCAGAAAAAGCAAUUUGCAGGGGCUAAUUUUCAAAUGCAAACGCACUUGGAUAAUGUUUCUAAUGGUGUUUGGGAAGGACAGAUGUAUGAACAGUCAGUAAACUCUGCACAACCUGCAGGCAUGGAGUUGAACUUGCAGAACACGCAGGUUUUGGCUCACCAACAGAAGAUGCCCUUGCAUAAUGUAAAUGGCCAGCAUGGUAACAAUCCAGAUGGAUGGAAUGUCAAUGGGUCCCUGACUCCUGAUAUAUUAAUAGUCCAUGAUAAUGAUGCAACCAAUCAACAUGCUCAAAGAUAUGAGACCAAUAGAAUCUUGCAUAUGGAUAAGAAUUGCGACAACAGCACUGUAUCCUUCCCUAACUUUUCUGACGGGCUGCAGCCAGUUAGAUCUGACAUGAGCAGUCCUAGAAUGAACAGUGAUGAUGCUUGUAUGGGUGACUAUGCUGCUAUUACAACUUCAAGCACCUUGAAAUUUAAUCAGGAAAUAAAUCAACAGGUUGUUAACAGGCAUCGGGUUUAUUAUGGAAAACAUGUUGCUGUUGAUUCUUCUGCGAAAUAUGUAGGAGAUGAAAAUUUUGCAAAAUACCAAAAUGAGUUAAGCAGUGCUCAACAUGCUUGGGACUCAUCCUUAAAUACCACUGACCAAGGAUCAGCUGAAAUGUAUAACCAUAAACAAAAAAAUAGCUUCCCAAGAGAGGUUAACGAAGGAUAUGUUUUUAGUCAAUCACAUCCGACCCAACAUACUGAUCCAGGAGGUGGUGCAAGAGCGGAUUUGUUGUUAGCUGGAAAUGAACACCAUCCUUUAGUGGCCAGUGCCCAAUAUUCAUCUGGUCAAUCUGGUCAGAAAACCUUGGGGCCUUGCAGGUUUCAGUAUCACCCAAUGGGAAAUUUGGAGAUGAAUAUGGAAACCGAUUCCCAGAUUUGGAGAUCAUGUUCACAGGGCUCUUCCCACUUGGUAGUUCAAGGUUCGAAGAAUCAGGAGCAAGCUGGACAUGCCAUCGGAUCUAAUGCUGUUCAUAUAGGAAAGGGGCGCUUAAUUGAUAUGCAAAGGAGUGCAAAAGGAGUGGAGGAAAUACAAUACAAAGGCUCCAUUCCUGGCCAUGGCUCUGCUAUGUUUCCCUUUGAUGUAUCAGCUGCUCGCUUUUCUCAGAAUAGAAGUGAUGGUCAGGCAAGUCAAAAUAUGCUCAACCUUCUUCAUAAGGUGGACCAAUCAAGGGAAAGAAACACUGUCGUACACUUCAGUGACUCCAAACACACUGCACCACCUGAGAUCCCUGAGUCAGCUGCUUCUGAUGGUUCUUCUCAUCUUCAGCAUAGCCAGUCUUAUGCCUUUGGUUUAAAAUUGGCUCCACCAUCUCAAAGACAACCACUUUCAAGCCAUUCUUUGCCCUCACAGACUUCCUUACCAGCAUUAAAUGAUUGUGAUUCAAAGAGUCUGAACUCAGGGGCAGGAGACAAAGAUCAAAUGUUCUUGACAUCUCCCACUAAAAUUCUGUCUAUCCCUUCUCUUGAAACAUCUCAGAGAGAAAAUUUAGAUAAUAAAUUAAGUAUAUCUGGACAGGCAAACAAGUCAAGUGUUUAUGAAAAAUCCUUGGCUCCAUCCUCACUUCCUUAUGCAAGGAACAGAGACAUCUCUAGUGCAAAUGAACUAGCAAAAAUGGGCCAGUCAACAAGUUCUUUUGAAAGUGAAAGUUAUAUGGAUGGUCAUAGCAAGCACACCACUCAUCCUAAUUUGACUGAUGACUCUAGUGGUGGAGCUUUAGCUGAUCAAUCUGCUCAGGCUUCACUACCUAGUUUGGAUGGCAGAGUUUCCUCUUUCAGACUUGCACUCUCUGCUGAUACUUGUGCACCCAUUGCUUCACAGGUUUGUUCACUAGAUUCAGGGCAUCCUCAGCUGAUAAAUGCAGAUAUGCAUGCAAUGAAUUCAGGCCAACAACCCUCUCUCAUGGAAACAAAAUCAGUUGACCAACAUUCUGCUACAGCAGGCUUUUCUCAACAAGGUGGCUUUUCAACAAUGCUACAUAAUAUAUGGACAAGUGUGUCAUCUCAACAAUGCCUAUCUGGAGCCGAGCCUAAAAAUGCCUUGCCCAUUAUAAAUCAGUCUACAAGCCCAUUGCCUAGCAUGAGGGUUGCAAAUUCUUGUACAACACAGAUUACUGUUGAUGACAGCAAUAGGAAAGGGGAAAGUGCAUCUUUUAUUGACACUUAUGGAGGAGAAUAUUCAAUUAAAACUGAUUCCUCUGAACAAAAGCCUCCUGAUAAGGUGGAUGUUGCUGCUAAGAAAGGAAGUGCAUCCCGAGGGCAAGAACCAGUGCCAAAACAUAUUUCCGAUGGAAAUUCUUCUGUCUCCAUUCCAUCACUGGUGCGUCUGUAUCAGCAAGAUCUCAGUAGAGUAAAAUAUGAACAGGACUCGAAUUUUGCCUCUUUAAAUCAUGAUAAGGGUGCCUCUGGACAAACUCUAAAAUUACUAGAUGCUCAUGCACAAAACUAUUCCCUGCUUCAACAGGCUAUGAAGGAUACAGAGUCUGAUCCUAGUAAACGGGUUGGAAAGAGGCUCAAAGGGGCAGAUUUGGGUUGUAAUGCUUUGCAGAUGGAGUGGGCAGGUCAGAGGUUUAUUUUUGGACAGAAACCAGUUUUGAAUGAACUGGAUGCAAGCUUCCAGCAUAGUUCAUUUCCUUCUGAUGUCAAAAUGCUAAGCUUUUCUUCAAAGAAAGACAAAAGCACAAGCACAUGUUCUCAGGUCGCUUGUAGAGAUUUACCUUCUCAAGAUCUACUUGCUUCAGGACAGCAUGAUAUUCAGAAUCAUGCAAAUUCUCCUAGUAAAAGUUCCAAGUCAACGUCUGUGGGAGGGAAUGAACGGCCAUGGAUUAGUCCUCAAAUGGCUCCUUCCUGGUUUGGGCAGUAUGGAACCUAUAAAAAUGGUCAAAUUCUAGCAAUGUAUGAUGGACUUGGUAAUUCUCAGAGGACUGCAAAAGGUGUCACCUGCUUCUCUGCAAAAGUUUCUGAGAGCAUGCAUAAUGGUACCGUGGUGGAGCAAAGAACUAAUGUCAGUCAGGUUGGUAGCCUCCAGCAGAAUACAUCAUUGACUGCCAGAGCUGCUGGCAAGGGUUCACCUUCUCAUCAUCUGCCUCCAGAUGCCAUUGAUAACAAUAUGACUCUAAUUCCAAAGAAACGCAAAAGUGCAACAUCAGAGCUGUUACCUUGGCACAAGGAGGUGAUGCAGGGUUCUAAAAGGCUGCAAACUAGCAGCAUGGCAGAGUUAGAUUGGGCUCAGGCUCUGAAUAGGCUGAUUGAGAAGGUUGAAGAUGAAUUUGAGAUAGUGGAAGAUGGCCCAUCAAUUACUCGAUUGCGGAGAAGGCUUGUCUUGACAACUCAGUUAAUGCAACAACUCAUUCCUUCUGUACCAGCUAUGUUUCUGAAUGCAGAGGAAACUGCUUCUUAUGGAAGUCUGACGUACUUUGUUGCUAAAUUAGCACUAGGAGAUGUAUGCAGCCUUAUCUCUUGUGCAGGAAAUGAUUCUCACAUGCUUUUGAACAAUAGAAAAAUGAGACCUGAAGAACUUAAGACUGCUGAGAAGGCAGGAAACUCUUUUUUCUCGAAAACCAUGGAAAAUUUUAUUGGAAGAUUAGGGAAACUCGAAACCAAUCUCUUGAGAUUGGAGAAGAGGUCUUCUAUAUUAGAUUUAAGAGUUGAAUGCCGGGACUUGGAGAGGUGCUCCAUCUUGAACCGUUUUGCAAUGUUCCAUGGUCGGGCUCGGACAGAUGGAGUGGAGAGCUUGUCAACCUCCGAAAAUGCACCUCGCAGAGCAUUACACCAGAGCCAUGUGACGGCUUUUGCCACGGCCGGAAAUUUUCCAGAGGGGGUGCUCUGUUUCUCACUCUAGAUUACUAAAUAGUCAAUUGGUUUUUCCUUCACCCCUGUUAUCAUCUAUCCUCUCUGGUGCUUUAUGCAUAUCUUUCCAUCCGCAAGUAAACAUAAAGGUGGGGAAGUAGUUGCAUCCACUAAAUAGUAUGAAGCUGAUGCAACAUUGUAGGGGUGUUUUUUUUUUUAUUCGAAAUUGAUGCAGUGGGCAGUCUUUCCUUUGUUGUGCCCCAAUUAUAGGUUUUUGUAUAUUCAUGAAAGAGGAGGUUUGGCUUAUUCCGUGCUAUUUUUCAAUUGGAGAGGGCUUAUUAUUUGUUUAUAUGACAAAUGGCUAUGAUGCUUAGGUUACUCUUGAUCAUCUAAUUCAGUCUCCACCGGAUCCUUUUGCUUUC
This is a messenger RNA of Phoenix dactylifera (date palm), 8096 nucleotides long. RefSeq lists its product as uncharacterized. NCBI's taxonomy places the organism in Eukaryota, Viridiplantae, Streptophyta, Magnoliopsida, Arecales, Arecaceae. The record is from RefSeq and is a predicted model, not a curated record.